Sinocyclocheilus anshuiensis is the source of this 3348-nucleotide messenger RNA. It is a transcript of the gene grik4, whose product is annotated as glutamate receptor, ionotropic, kainate 4. Gene Ontology annotation, molecular function: ligand-gated monoatomic ion channel activity; signaling receptor activity. The transcript is spliced from 18 exons. NCBI's taxonomy places the organism in Eukaryota, Metazoa, Chordata, Actinopteri, Cypriniformes, Cyprinidae. Gene Ontology annotation, cellular component: membrane. Bases 50 to 2782 code for a protein of 910 amino acids. The record is from RefSeq and is a predicted model, not a curated record. Gene Ontology annotation, biological process: monoatomic ion transport.
CUGUGUGAAGGGGGACCCCCAGGGCUGGACCCAUGAGGAGUCAAAGAAGAUGCUCGGAGCCUGGGCGCCUCUGCUCUUCUUAGCCAUGUGGGUGAGAAACGCCACCAGUGGCCCACUCUCAUUCAGAAUAGCUGCCAUUCUUGAUGACCCGAUGGAGUGUAGCCGCGGGGAGCGAUUGGCCAUCACUCUGGCGAAAGACAGCAUCAACCGUUCCAGCAACCGCUCCACCACAGGCAAACUGGAGGUGGACAUUUUUGAGCUGCUCCGAGACAGUGAAUACGAGACAGGGGAAACUAUGUGCCAGAUCAUGUCCAAGGGGGUUGUGGCGGUCCUGGGCCCCUCUGCCAGCCCGGCAUCCAACUCCAUCAUCAGUAAUAUCUGCGGUGAGAAAGAGGUGCCAUACGUGAAGGUGGCUCCGGAGGACAUACUGAAAGUACAGUUUCCUCGCUUUACCACACUGGACCUCAGGCCAACUAAUACAGACAUCAGCAUGGCUGUAGCUGGACUGCUAACGUUCUUCAACAGCAGCACUUCAUGUCUCAUAUGUGCUCAGGCCGAUUGCCUAUUAAACCUGGAGGUGUUACUGCGACAGUUUCUCAUCUCCAAGGAAACCCUUUCUGUUCGCAUGCUGGAUGACAGUCAAGAUCCCACCCCCCUUCUCAAGGAGAUCCGUGAUGACAAGACUGCCACCAUCAUAGUGGAUGCCAAUGCCACCAUGUCUCACAUCAUUUUGGAAAGGGCCUCAGAGUUGGGGAUGCUGUCAGUGUACUACACCUACAUCCUGACUUCCUUGGAAUUCUCUCUGCUACGAUUGGACGAUUUAGCUGAUCAACGAGUCAACAUCGUCGGGUUUUCAGUCUUCAAUAGAACACAUCCUUUCUUUCAGGACUUCGUCCUCAGCCUCAAUCGAUCCUGGCAGGAGAAUUGUGAUCAUGCUCCUUUUGCAGGAACACCAGUAGAGUUGGAAGGUCUAACAGGCCACAUUGAGUUCAACAGCAAAGGCCAGCGCUCGAACUAUGCCCUCCAGAUCAUGCAGAACAGCAGGGAUGGCCUAAGGCAGAUCGGUCAGUGGCAUUCAGAGCAGGGACUGUCCAUGGAGAGGAAGCUUCCAUCACUUAACGUGACAGACACACUAUUCAACACCACUCUCACCAUAACUACCAUCCUGGAGAAUCCAUAUGUAAUGCUGAGAGCCAAUCACCAGGAACUAGAAGGGAAUGAGCGUUACGAAGGCUUCUGCGUGGACAUGCUGAAGGAGUUGGCAGAUAUCCUGAAGUUCAAGUACCGCAUUCGGCUUGUUGGGGACGGCGUGUAUGGAGUGUCAGGCACCAAUGGCACCUGGACAGGCAUGGUGGGAGAGCUCAUCAGCAGGAAGGCUGACCUGGCUGUGGCCGCCCUGACCAUCACGGCUGAGAGGGAGAAGGUCAUUGAUUUCUCCAAACCCUUCAUGACUCUGGGGAUCAGCAUCAUGUACCGAGUGCACAUAGGAAGAAGACCGGGGUAUUUCUCCUUUUUGGAUCCGUUCUCUCCUGGGGUUUGGCUUUUCAUGUUGCUGGCAUACCUGGCAGUCAGCUGCGUGCUCUUUUUGGUGGCGAGGCUAACACCUUAUGAAUGGUACAACCCUCACCCCUGCCUGAAAGAGCGAUGUAGCCUGCUCAUUAACCAGUAUUCUCUGGGCAACAGUUUCUGGUUUCCUGUGGGCGGUUUCAUGCAACAAGGCUCCACCAUCGCCCCGAGAGCCCUGUCUACACGCUGCGUCAGUGGAGUAUGGUGGGCCUUCACCUUGAUCAUCAUCUCUUCCUACACAGCCAACUUGGCAGCCUUUCUCACUGUGCAGAGGAUGGAGGUGCCCAUUGAGUCCGUGGACGAUUUGGCUGACCAAACAGCCAUCGAAUACGGCACCAUGCACGGCGGGUCCACCAUGACCUUCUUCCAGAACUCUCGCUACCAGACGUACCAGCGCAUGUGGAACUUCAUGUACUCCAAGCAGCCCAACGUGUUCGUGAAGAGUACUGAGGAGGGCAUCGCCCGAGUGCUCAACUCUAAUUACGCCUACUUGCUGGAGAGCACCAUGAACGAGUACUACCGCCAGCGCAACUGCAACCUCACCCAGAUCGGAGGCCUGCUGGACACCAAGGGCUAUGGCAUUGGCAUGCCUCUCGGCUCAGUCUACAGAGAUGAGUUUGACCUGGCCAUACUCAAGCUACAGGAGGAAAACCGCUUAGAGAUCCUUAAGAGGAAAUGGUGGGAUGGUGGCAAGUGUCCGAAAGAGGAGGAUCAUCGAGCGAAAGGUCUGGGCAUGGAGAACAUCGGUGGGAUCUUCGUGGUGCUUGUGUGUGGUCUUCUGGUGGCCAUCUUUAUGGCGGUGCUGGAGUUUGUGUGGAUGCUACAUCAUACGCCAGCAACAGAGCUGUCCAUGUGCGAGGAGAUGCUACGAGAGCUGCAGGGCAUCGUGCUGUGUCAGGACAGCCUGCAGUUACGGCGCAGACGUGGAGCCAGUGUGUUGCGACCGCAGCCUCUGCCCCUGGACGAGCGACGGGCAACGAACCUCAGCAAUGGCAAGCUGUGUACAGGCACCGGCCUGCCCGAACCCCUCUCCCACAGACUGGCGCAGGAGGCCACCCUGGUGGCACGAGGGUGCAGUCACAUUCGCAUCUGCCCGGAGUGCCGGCGCUUCCAGGGCAUUCGAGUGCGCCCGGCCGGCCCUCCAGGAGCAUCGCCCACCCACAGCGAGGAGAGUAUAGAAUGGGAGAAGGGCACCAACAACAGUGAACACGAAUAACCUCUCUGAUCUGUGUCAGAUAGACGUUAAACCGACGGCUUUGCUGGACCCAGAGAUUAUGGGAACAUAGACUCCGGAGAAGGAGCUAAAGGAGAAGCUGUCCAUGCUGCUCGAUUCAGCCCAGGAGCUGCGACUGGAUUCUGUACACUGUCCUGGCGGCCCUCUGCUUUCGGGGGACACAGCAGAGGGGCUUUGUACUAUGCAGUAUAUUUGUCUAAAUGUGCUGUUGAUUUAUUUUUAAAUUAUUCCUCUUUUGUUGUGAUACCACUAUAUUGCUGUUAUCUCCUUCUCACGACACCCGUUUAGUUUCGUUUUUCACACCGUAGACGGCAGACGGCUGCAGACUCGAUCAACUAAGCGCAACCUUUUUUAGAGUGCCAAAAUACUUUGUAUUAAUUUUGUGCUGUUGCCGUCUCAUUCCAGCCCCUGAAGGAGUAACUAUUAAGGGAACUGAACACAAAAACAACUACGAUCUGUUUUUAUUAAUAGUUAUAUUCUAUUAAAAAGGUUUUUGGGAUGUUUCUGAAUGUUUGAUGUGCAUGUACGAGGGUCUUAGAUGCUACUGA